ACACUGCAAGUGCAAGAACUAGUAGUGCAAGAAGAGCUCAAGGAGCUAUCAGCUGCAGGUGCAACUCGGUCUGCUUGUGCUGCACGUACUUCGCCAUGAGGCCGGGAGCCGAGUACUUCGCGAGCGCGCCGGCACAGGCGGCGAACGGGACGGCGGCGGCGGCGCCGCACUCCCCGUGGCAGUCGCCGGUGCCGUACCUCUUCGGCGGGCUGGCGGCGAUGCUGGGGCUCAUCGCCUUCGCGCUGCUCAUCCUGGCGUGCUCCUACUGGAAGCUCUCCGGGUACCUCGACGGCGGCUCGGCGUCCGGCCAGGGCGGCUCGACGGCCGGGGAGGCCGAGGGGGAGAAGGGGUCGGCGGCCGGCGCGGCCCGGCCGGCCGUGGGGUUCCGGGAACACGUGGUGGUCAUCAUGGCCGGCGACGAGAGGCCGACGUUCCUCGCCAUGCCGGCGACGAGCCGGCCCGCCGUCGAGCUCGGGGCCAUCCCGGUGGCCAGCUCGUGCGGCGACGGCGGCUGCUCUGAGCAUGGCAAGAAGAUUGACGCGAGCUGUGGAGUGAGCUCGCCGCGGAUGCCGCGGCCGGACGCCGACGCCGACGCCGACGCGGCGAGCCGGCGCCAUGAAAGUAGCAGCAAUACAAGGCAGCAAGAAAGCUCGCAAUAAAAGCUGCCGUUUCUUCUGUUUUCCCUCGUUUUUUGGGUCGAGUGAUCGCCUUUUUUCCCUCCUUUUUUUUUCCUCCUUUGCUGGUGCUAGAUUUUAGCUGGACAGGUAGAUUCUUGACUUGAUUGGUUGGAUGAAAUUAAUGAGCUGCGAAACUUCGCUAGAAGUUUUGCAAGAUGGAAACUAAAACUGCUCUGCAAUCUUGUGUACUCAUAUUUGACAAUGUUCAUAAAACCGGUUAGUUAUAAUUGAUCUGUAAAGUUAGCACAAAGUUAUGAAAUUUGUAUCUAAGCUUGGAAAUAUGGUAGCAUGAUACAACUUACUUCGAGAUUAUGGCAGUUUAAAAAUUCAACAAAUGACUUGUUUUAAUUCAGUUUAGGACA
Molecule: messenger RNA, 1039 nt
Organism: Oryza brachyantha (malo sina)
Lineage: Eukaryota; Viridiplantae; Streptophyta; Magnoliopsida; Poales; Poaceae
Product: protein GLUTAMINE DUMPER 3-like
Exons: 1
Coding region: 96-659 (187 amino acids)
Biological process (GO): regulation of amino acid export
Source: RefSeq, a predicted model, not a curated record